UUGUAGGCCUUUGGGUUAAACAAAAGGCUAGUAGUUCCUGUGCCAUGCUGUGCACUCCAAAUAUUCUUUGCUGCCUCACCUCACCCAUACACGCACAAACAUCCCUCCUUUCCUUCUCUCUUUCUUGUAUAUAUAAUUCUUUCUACCCAAAUUAUUUGUUCCGCAUUGCCAUUUCCAUUUAUAUAUUUUUAAAAAAAAAAGAGAAAAAAAACUUUGGAAUAACCAAAGAGCAAUGAAAAGAAAAGAAAAGAGGAUGAUUACCAUAUCCUCUGUUUUCAUUUUGUUAUUUGCCUUUUCAUAGAUCUCUGAAAGAUCUGAUUGAAUCCAAAACUUCACUUUGCUGUUUAAUCAGUAUUUUGCAAGCUGGGGUCUGCCUGAUUUCCUUAAAGAAAAAAUGAUGGAGACAGAUCUCGGUAAGCUAUUUAUAGGUGGGAUAUCUUGGGACACAGAUGAGGAGCGUCUUAAAGAAUAUUUUACUUCAUAUGGAGAAGUGGUUGAAGCUGUGAUCAUGAGAGAUCGGAAUACUGGUCGUGCUCGUGGUUUUGGUUUUGUUGUUUUUGCUAAUCCUGCUGUUGCUGAAGGAGUCGUUAACAACAAGCACAUCAUCGAUGGCAGAACGGUUGAGGCAAAGAAGGCUGUCCCUAGGGAUGACCAACAGAUAAUAAAUAGAAACAACAGCAGCAUUCAAGGAUCACCUGGUCUUGGACGCACCAAAAAGAUAUUUGUAGGAGGUUUAGCAUCUACGGUUACUGAGAGCGACUUCAAGACAUACUUUGAUCAGUUUGGUACAAUUACAGAUGUUGUAGUGAUGUAUGACCACAACACUCAGAGGCCAAGAGGCUUUGGAUUUAUUACUUAUGAGUCAGAGGAUGCUGUGGAUAGGGUAUUGUAUAAGACCUUUCACAAUCUAAAUGGUAAAAUGAUUGAGGUCAAGCGGGCCGUUCCGAAAGAGCUGUCUCCGGGGCCCAACCGAAGCCCUUUCACAGGAUACAACUAUGGACUUGGUAGAAUAAAUAACUUUCUCAACAACUAUGCGCAAGGGUAUAGUUUAGGUUCGGUUGGAACAUAUGGGGUCAGGAUGGAUGGUAGAUUUAGUCCAGUUGCCAGUGGACGUACAAGUUUCUCUCAGUUAACUUCUCCCACUUAUGGAAUGGGUGUCAAUUUGGAUCCAGCUUUGAGCCCCACCUUUGCAGGAGCUUCCAAUUUUAGCAAGAGUCUUGGUUAUGGGCGUGUUCUUAACCCUUAUGUCACUGGUAACUCAAGCAGAUACACUACGCCCAUUGGAUAUAACACAGGCAGCAGUAAAGGUGAUUCUUUGCUUAGCUCACCAACAAGGAAUGUAUGGGGAAAUGGUGGUCUUAACAGUUCUCCAGUUCCUGGUAGCUCCGGUUCAUUUUUGGGCUCUGGAACUGGUAGUUAUGGGGUCUUUGGGAAUAAUGGUGCCAGUUGGGGCUCGUCGCCUGUUUCUACUCCAUUUGGUAGUGCUUCUGGAUAUGGUGGUCGGAAUGUUGGUUUCAGGAGUGGUGGAAACAGUUAUGGGCCGGGAUCUGGAGGACUUGCAAGAAGCAAUGCAGCAGGUGCUGUCGCAAAUUCAUUUGCUGUGUCAAGUGGUGCGUAUGAGGGGUCUUAUGGAGAUGUAUAUCGCAGUGGCUCAACAUAUGGUGAUCCAACUUGGCAAGCUGUGUCUUCUGAUAUGGAUGGCUCUAAUACAUUUGGAUAUGGACCCGAAAAUCCAGCAGACGAUUCAGCUAGAGACUCCGAGAAUUAUAUUGGAAAUUAUAGUAUUGCAAAUAGACAAUCAAAUAGAGGAAUUGCAGCGUAGGAGAUUUCUUUAUUUGGAUAUCUGAAGAUUCUUAGAAAUGCUUUAAGAAAAUUAAGUGGGCGGUGAAUGUCAAUACAUAUACUACAUAAUAUCCAUUUCUGCUAUAGCUAUCGUAUAGAGCUAACAAGGGGCCUGUAUGAAAAAGUAUACAUAUUCAGAGAGAGCAGUUUUUACAGGGAUUUUGUGUUAUGGUUUGAGGUUUCAUUUUUCAAAAGCAAUUUAGGCUCCUGUAUCAGCAUCUAAACAAGAUGUAUAUCCGAUUGUACUUGACACUGUCCAUUUUUAGUUCAUGUAUUGUGCAUCCACAAUAAAGCGAGUACCACUGGACUAUUUCAAGAGCUAGAGUUUUUUUUAAAAAGAACUUUUGUCUGGUUUUGUGACUGGCAAAGCUGCUGUUGUUUGUUCUCGUGGUUCUUUUAUAUGGAAUUUGUUUUUCUCUCA
Molecule: messenger RNA, 2263 nt
Organism: Capsicum annuum
Lineage: Eukaryota; Viridiplantae; Streptophyta; Magnoliopsida; Solanales; Solanaceae
Product: heterogeneous nuclear ribonucleoprotein 1
Exons: 5
Coding region: 395-1822 (475 amino acids)
Molecular function (GO): RNA binding
Source: RefSeq, a predicted model, not a curated record